Messenger RNA from Thrips palmi, 2394 nucleotides. RefSeq lists its product as uncharacterized. The record is from RefSeq and is a predicted model, not a curated record. Lineage: Eukaryota; Metazoa; Arthropoda; Insecta; Thysanoptera; Thripidae. Bases 32 to 2386 code for a protein of 784 amino acids. The transcript is spliced from 6 exons.
UUCCGGAAGUCGCUUUGUCUCUCUUGCACCUAUGGGGCGUCCUGUUAAGGUGCGAGAGAGACAGAGCGACGAAAACGACUCUCGGUCUGCUGGCCGCGUGCUUUGGCGGUCAGUUGGACCUCAGAUCAUGGCCUAUUUCUCAAUUCUUGCAGCGGCAAAGUGCAGUCACACUUUUGCCUUACCUUCCGCUGCUUUUGCGCUUGAGUGUGUUGCGGGUUCAUUUGUUUUAUUUAUUCCCUUUUUUUUUAAUUUACAGGUCGUGACAAUGCAGGAGUGGAUUGGUCAACGGAAUGCUACUCUUUACCAUUACAAUGGUUUUGACUACCGAAAGAAAACUGAAUAUCAAAGGUGUAUCAGCUAUGUCUGCACAGACCGAAAAUGCUUCGGAAAAGCCAAGGUGAUGAAGGCGAGCCCAAACAUUGUGAUAGAAACAGGAUUUCACACUCAUGCGAAAGACCACAUCACCCAUUCCACUCGAGAGCUCAAGGCUGCCUUGGCGCAAGCAGUCCGAGCAGAACCAGAAAAAGACUUGUCUGAAAUUUUGCGUGUGGUCAGCCAACAGUAUCCAAUUGCAGCUGAACACAUAUCUCCAGUAAAAGAGAAGAAGAGGCUGGCCAAAAUUCGAGGGAAUGUGCGACCUAAAAUUCCAGCAGACCUAAUGGCUUUAGGAUUAGAUCUCGUCGAGAAUCUUUGUGUGAGGGAUCUUUACGGAUCGUCACAGCCAUUGGCAGGGCAAGAAACCCGAGAAAAGUUUUUUCAAGAAACAUUAGUGGGGCCGCAUGGAACGACUCUGGUGUUUGCAUCGCCUUACCUGAUUGAGCGCUGCUUGAAAGAGUCCCCGAGUAUAUUUGUGGAUGCUACUUUUAAGAUUAUGCCCUCUAGGCCAAAGGCGCGGCAGCUAUUUUCGCUGCACGCAAAGAAGAACGGGCAUGUGUUUCCCAUAAUCUUUUGCAUGAUGGAAUCGAAGAAAAAAGCUGCUUACGUACAGCUUUUUGAGUACUUUCGAGACACUCUCGUUAGAGGAUGGCGGCCUUCUGACAUAAUGGCAGAUUUUGAGAAAUCUAUGAGAAAGGCGUUCAAGCAGGUGUACCCAAACGCUGCUAUAAGUGGGUGCUAUUUCCACUUCACACAGGCUUUGUAUAAGAACUGGUCGAAGGCAGGACUUCUGAAAGCCCCAAGACACAUCAGGGAUUUGACAGAGGCAGUCCUGGAUCAGUUAAUGGGACUCCCGUUAGCAAGGUCGGAAGAUAUUCCUAAAGUCGUGGAGCAAAUAUUAGAAAAUGCACCUCUCGCUGUCAGCAUCCUUGAUGGCUUCAAGAAGUUCGUGGCAUACUUUAAAAGAAACUGGCUUUCAUUGGAUGGCCGGGUGGGCUACAAACCAGAAGAUUAUAGCGUGUUCGGCAGGGCCGACCGCACAAACAAUUUUCUGGAGAGUUGGCACUCCCGGCUUCUCAUGAAGAAGCCGAACAUAUGGGUCAUGCUCGGGAGGCUUAUUGAAAUAUGCGUGGAGACGCGAAUAAAUUUCAAUAGGGACCUCAAUAUGCACGCGAUUACGCCUUGGAGGCCCAUUGUCCUUCUCUUGAAUGAAGUGGAGAUUAUGAAGGCGAGUCUAGAAAUGGAGCUGGGCCACCGCACACCCUAUGAGUAUGUGGUGUGGUCCCGAAAGAAAAUUCGGGACACCAUCGCCCUAGUGCGCCAAGGCAGGAAAAAAAGGGCGUACCUCAAAAAAUUGGCGAGAGCAGAAGCCAGGGCAGAAGCUAGAGUAGCGGCUAGAGCAGCAGCCAGAGCAGCAGCCAGAGCAGCAGAACGAGACGACGAGGCGGGGCAGGAGGAAGAUGAAGAGGAAGAACAGGAACAAGAGCAUGAGCUAGAGGCGCAAGAAGAAAUUGAUGACCCCAUUCCAACCAGCUCGGAAGAGUCAGACGAGGAGGACGGACAAGAAGACGGGCAAGAAGACGGACAAGAAGACGGACAAGAAGACGGACAAGAAGACGGACAAGAAGACGGACAAGAAGAGGGACAAGAAGACGGACAAGAGGAGCAUCACCUGGACAGGCAACAGGAAGAGGCCCACACUGGUGGUAUCCCCCACGAUGACCCACUGUGGGAAGUGGAAGAGGAUGAGAUGCUGUCUCAGCUGGAUUUAAUGCAAGUUGCAGAAGUUGUCGAAGCACCACCGUUUGUGCCAGUCAAUUCAGCUCAUGAAGACAGCGAGGGCCGACCUGAAGGCUCCUGCACCAUCUGCCAUACCAAUGACGCCAACAUGGCAGCCCUCAUGUGUGGCCACCAAUUUUUGUGCAAUGAGUGCAGAGACGCUUUCAUGGCGGACUCAUGUCCGUAUUGCCGUGCGGAUAUAGUGAAUUUCAUUCUGAUAAGAAGGGUCUAAAUGUGUAA